Coregonus clupeaformis (lake whitefish) is the source of this 2886-nucleotide messenger RNA. Its product is annotated as homeobox protein Hox-C8a. The record is from RefSeq and is a predicted model, not a curated record. Gene Ontology annotation, molecular function: DNA-binding transcription factor activity, RNA polymerase II-specific; RNA polymerase II transcription regulatory region sequence-specific DNA binding. Gene Ontology annotation, biological process: regulation of transcription by RNA polymerase II. The coding region runs from base 312 to 1094 and encodes 260 amino acids. The transcript is spliced from 2 exons. Gene Ontology annotation, cellular component: nucleus. Lineage: Eukaryota; Metazoa; Chordata; Actinopteri; Salmoniformes; Salmonidae.
GAAGUGCUUGUGACUGUGUCGGCGGAGCAUGCCAGCUUGAACAUCAACACAUAUAAGCACACGCCAUGAGCCGGAUUUGAGGCUGAAAAAGAGAAGAUACUGGAGAUAGUGAGAGAGACUCGAUGAAAAGAGUGUUGGAGCGCGAGAGAGCUGCCUGAGACUGUCCAAAGGGGCAGAGUUUCUCCAUCUAGUUCCGGUUUGUCAGUCUGCGCUGUGUGCGACUGGGAACCUAAACAAAAGGCUGCCACAAUCCAAAAGGGGGAUAUUCUACAACGAAGAAACCUCGUCUGUGGUUUAAUGCAAACUAAACAAUGAGCUCAUAUUUUGUUAACCCUCUUUUCUCCAAAUACAAAGGCUGUGAAUCGCUGGAGCCAACUUACUACGACUGCAGGUUCCCACAAAGCGUUGCCCGUAGCCACACGCUGGUCUACGGACCCGGGGCAGCUGCAUCGGGCUUUCAACAGCCGUCCCAUCAUGUCCAGGAUUUUUUCCACCCUGGGACCACGGGGAUCUCCAACCCUGCAUACCAACAGAACCCCUGCGCGCUGGCUUGCCAUGGAGACGCAACGAAAUUUUAUGGAUAUGAAGCUCUUCCGAGACAACCGCUUUAUGGUACCCAGCAAGAGGCAAGCCUCGCGCAAUACCCAGACUGUAAAUCGUCUAACGGCUCUAACCCCGGAGAAGGACAAGGCCAUUUAAAUCAGAACUCGUCUCCCACUCUUAUGUUUCCUUGGAUGAGACCCCACGCACCAGGGAGGCGAAAUGGAAGGCAAACCUACAGUCGCUACCAAACUCUGGAAUUGGAGAAGGAGUUUCUCUUCAACCCUUACCUUACACGCAAGCGGCGGAUCGAGGUGUCCCAUGCCCUGAGUCUCACCGAGAGGCAGGUCAAGAUAUGGUUUCAAAACCGGCGAAUGAAGUGGAAAAAAGAAAACAACAAAGACAAGUUUCCGGGUCAAAGAGGGGAGGCGGAUGCUGAUGCCGAGGCUGAGGCGGAUGCUGAUGCCGAGGCUGAGGCGGAGGAGGAGGGCAACGAGGACGGUGACGGGGAAGAGGGGGAAGAGAAAGAAGCGGAAGAGAAAGAGAAAGAGUAGACCAAGGAGUGAUUUUAUGGUCAUUUAUGGUUAUAUGGCAGCAAAAUAGAAAAAAUAGGUCCCAUAUAGUAGACGGUGAGAGGAGAGAAGAAGGCAGAGAGCGUCAACUUUAUGGCCACAGUUUUAUUAGUCAACAAGGGAAAGGGAAUAAAGAUCUCACAGAUAUUGCUAGCAUAAUCAUUUAUCUAUUUCUCCCUCCUCACGAUGCGUUACGGAUACAAAUUAGUUAUUUUGUAGUUUUGGACGUUUCCUUAUAAUAAUAUUACAUUUAGGAAAGGUAAUGGUAGCACAUGGGUAUUCUUUGUAUGGGUUAAUUUAAACGCAUGUUUAAUAGAGUAGGCUAGGCUACUUUUAGAAUAUUUUUUGUUUGUUUUAUCUGACAAAAGCAUAACCAAACAAAUGCAUAUAGGAAGACAGCGCAAGGUCCAACAAACCUUGACCAAUGCCAAUCUAAUCUUGUAAAUACACAACAAAUUCACAAUAGACAUCUUUAGACAUCUUUGCGACAUUUUGUGUGAUUUAAAAUCGUAAGCAAAACGUAAUUAAAAGUAAUGUUAAAUGUUAACAUUGAUUAGCAGCAGGCCCAUAUGUAAAACACAAGUUAUGAUUUUAUUUUUAUUUUUAUUAUACUUCAUUCUCAUUUGUGGUGAAUGGCCAAGAUAAGAAAAUGUAGUUCUAACUUAGAAUUACCAGGGACAUGCUACCUAAACCUGGGAAAAUUGCAAUAGAGAUUUCUAAAUAGAGAUUUCAUAUGAUAUUGUUUUCAUAGUGUUAUAUCAACGUUAUAUGAUUAAAUUAUAUAUCGUUUGCCCAUGAUAUACCUGUGCUUGUUUAAGACAAUUUGUGAGUCUUAGGAAGACACAGUUAGCUCAAAGCCAAUUAAACGAUUUGGUGUUCGAGAUUGUACCACGGCACUACCUACUAAAACAGAGCUUUGCCUUUUACUUAAUUUGUAUUCAAUAAUAAUGGCACUGCUAUGUUUAGAUGAAAACCUAUAUUUUCCCCAACAACUAAAACUGCCUAUAGAAAACGCACAUGACUGUGUAUGAUAAUAAUACCUGCUGCAAUUGCAAGGAUUUUAAGAAGUAAGGAGUGUUAUUUUAAUGUGCUGGUGACAAUAGCGUAGUUUUUUUGCACUGAAUAUAAUCUUUAUGUACGUCUUGUUAUAUUCUUGAUGUUAAUAUGCUCGUUUGCUGGUGUUUCUCAUGUGAACGACGGAAUUGUGUGUCCCCGCCAUUGUUGUUGACAUAAAAAGAUGAAUAAACAUGAUGGCUCACAAUCGUUCCUCUUCUUGGCUGUAAGAACUUGUUGACUGAAUGACUAAAUGACUGAGCAUGCAUGGGCUAGACUACUGUCUGUCCUCUACACUACACCGAGCAACUAAACUAAUUGCUGUAUUUCGAAUACUACUGUAAUUCCACCCCACAGAAUACAGUACCAUACCGUAUUUUUGGAGUGCCCAAAACCUUUUGACCACUAGUGGGUGCAUGGUAUAGUUGUUUCUGGCUCAAUAACAUAUUUUGAGACAUGCCUUGUCAGAGGCUAUAUUUGUUGCACCCUUGAGUGAGAAUGCUGUACCAACUUAACUCCUAUGUGGUUAUCGUGCCCCACCAAUUUAAAAUGUAUGGGGGAAAGAUUGGAGUGGCAGCAAGUCUUAAACCUUAAACCUUAAAUGGUUGAGCAUUUUGCCAUGUUCUUUUGGUCUGUUUUGCUCUGUAGUCGCUGCCAGUUUAGAAGCCUUUGUUAAGGUCUCUAGAAGUUAUUAUAAACUGGGUGGUUCAAGCCCUGAAUG